CAACCUCUGCAACAGGCUGUGGGCGGAAAGGAGGAGCCAGAGAAAGUGGCGUCUGGGCAGAGAGGCCCGGGACCCGCAGAGGCCCCCUGCUCUGCUGGCUCCGCCUCUGCCACCCCCACCCCCACUAGGUGUAGAAAUACUGCUGCAGUCCGGGCCACCGCCCACUGCACUGCGACCCCUUAAGGACUUCGUCUCCCAGUCUCAGCAGCUGACCCUGCUCUACGCUGAUGGCUAAAGGUCCCUUUCAGCGCAAGCCCUGGGGUCCAGAGCAGAUGUAUUUCGACUCUGACCCUGAGUCCGAGGGCCUAUUCGAUAAGCCGCCCCCGGAGGAGAGCUACAGUGCCCGCGCACCCAAGUCGGCGUCCUGGGCUAGCCGGAAAUCUGGUCGGCGCGCGGGCGGGAGGGCUCCUGGGACCCGCGCUGGGCAGUCCCGGAAGGCCGCCGUGCGCCCCGAGCCUGAGGAAGAGGAGACUCUGGUGGAGGAGAGCUGCUACCUCGACCACUUCCCGCACCUCUCCAUCUUCAUCUACGCGACCAUCGCCCUCUCCAUCACUUCCUGCAUUUUCACCUAUAUCCAUUUGCAGUUUGCCUAAGCGGCCUGGGUCCGACGGGGUGGCCGCAGAGUCGGGGUGGGGGUGGGGGCGGUUGGGGUAAGGGAACACGCAGCCUUUUGUUUUGGAGAUGCGCUGCACCCCUUCCAUCUAGCCUUUGAUGCUUUUCUUUGUUGUUGCUUUGUCUAACUGUUCAUCAGAAGGUCCAAAGUCGCUGCCGGCAAUGAAUCGACGGUGUUGCUAGCACCCACGCAUUGAGUGCAAUUAGUCUCUAACGUUUACGAUCCUGGAUUGGAUUGAACCCCAUUUGUAAUUAAGAUGACGUCUCUAUAUCCUACCACUUUGUGACGUGAGGGCCCAGUGUUUUUGUGUUUGUAGAGCAAAGAAUGAGUCCAGCCUUCUGUUGCUUAAAGGAUGAACCAGCCCCGAGCCCGCGGCCUCCCAGAGGUUACCGAGGGAAUUGGCGCCCUAGGUGUAGCGCUGGAGCCCCAUGAUGCUGCGACGCUCCAGAAUGAGCCAGUUUUGUUUAGGAGCUGUUUCAGUCAGAACUCUGCACACCAAGCUGGCGGACCUGGGAGAGCAGCGGGUAUGGCUGGAAGCUGGAGGUUUUGUGGCUACCAGGAGGACCCAAGGUCUGUAGUAAGCGGAGCUGAACAUCAGAAAGCCAACGCUCAAGACAGUUUUGGUUUUUUUUUUGGACUGUGUGGAACGGGACAACAGACCUUCAGGGACGGAGGACUAGAAUUCAUGGAUUCCGUGAGAUGAGACCGAGGGCCUUCCUUUGCUGGGGUCCAUGGGGGGACUAUGCUAGAGAAUUCUCAGGCGACUUCAUUUCAGCCUGGAGGCCCUCUGAAGCUAAGGGGCCAAGAUGAAGGGGCUGGGUUUGGGGACUGUCGUUAACAAGAGUUCCUGCUGGACUUGUCACCUCAGACUCAAAAAAGUAAAUACCAGAACUCAUCUUUGCAGGUUAUUCGCCUACCUACUUUGUUUACUCGUGAAUGUCAGUUGUUCAAAUGCAGCACUCCAACACUGCUAUACUUUAUGGAAAUGUCCACAAUUGUGGUAUAUCUGAUGGAAUAAAUCACAUUCUCAGUCUCC
This is a messenger RNA of Peromyscus leucopus (white-footed mouse), 1649 nucleotides long. RefSeq lists its product as uncharacterized. Bases 228 to 593 code for a protein of 121 amino acids. NCBI's taxonomy places the organism in Eukaryota, Metazoa, Chordata, Mammalia, Rodentia, Cricetidae. The transcript is spliced from 2 exons. The record is from RefSeq and is a predicted model, not a curated record.